This is a messenger RNA of Penicillium maclennaniae, 1344 nucleotides long. RefSeq lists its product as uncharacterized. Lineage: Eukaryota; Fungi; Ascomycota; Eurotiomycetes; Eurotiales; Aspergillaceae. The coding region runs from base 1 to 1344 and encodes 447 amino acids. The transcript is spliced from 3 exons. The record is from RefSeq and is a predicted model, not a curated record.
AUGGCUGCGGGUGGCUGCGACUGGACUUUCCGCGCCCGCGGACCAUCGAGAUCUCAGGUGUCCUGUGUCAUACGCCUAUCCAGAAACGCCAACUCCAGCCUCCCUACGGACCCAGCCAGUGACAUAGCCCAAUUACGCUCGCGCGUCGAGAGAGACGUCGCGAUCACGAUCGGUCCAGAGCGCAACAAGAAGCGGGAGAAGAUCUCAUUGGAACUAUUCAAGCAAUGGCUGGAGAUUUCUCUCGAUAUUCGUGGAUUUUCUUACCCCUCCUAUAUCAUUAAAACAGGAGUUGGAGACAUCAUUCUCGACGAAAAGUUCCGCGGCAAAGUCUAUCUCAAGGGGGUGCUUCUGUCAGGGUCAAGCUUAGAGACCAGCUCCUAUAAGCUUAGUGAGACAUACCACGCCAAGGUCAGUACAACUAUUGGCCCAUUCAUAAACCCAGAGAUUGAUAGUGAGCAGGAUGUGGACGUGAUUCGUGAUGUGUUGGGAAAGGAGCCAGUUAAAAUCCCAGAAUCGCUGUGGGACUUAAUCCGAUCAGACUCUGCGAUCAGAACCGCAGAGGAAGAGCAAAUCAUCUUAUUCAAAAACGCCCCAGUGUGUUCGCCUUCUAACUCCUCUUUCUCAAUGACGGUCCAGAGGGUCCUGAAAGCGUGUAUGGCUCUAUCCGAGAACACGAAGUAUAUCAGAGUUUUCUUUAUCCACAUUCACAAUAGCACCAUCGAUACUUUCUUCGACCUCGAGCAACAAGUACUCAAGAUCCACCACAGGUGGUUGGAUUUUGAUGCCACGCACCGCAGGUACCCUUAUCGCGAUGCACUGCCAAACAUAGCCGGGCCCUACGCGCCAUUCUUCUGCGAUCACAUUAUUGAGGAGCUCAUACGGAAGGCGCUCCCCAUAAUCUUCCGGGCUGCUCCUAUAUCAAGGACGACUAAAAAUGGAGUUAUACGGCAGAUCCGAUACCGUCUCCGACAUACUUUAUGCGGCUGUCUAGAGCAGCUGGUAUCGCAGCGUCACAAAGUCGCGGUGUUUGCCGACUUAGACUGCUCGAAAAAGUACUUUCCCAUAAUUGCCUUAAACCAGAGGUUAGCCUUCUAUGGGUAUCCGCCCGAGACCACGGUCCGUGGCGGACAGGUCGAAGCCCGAGACCCUGCAGUUUCAUUGUCUAUUCACGAGCAACAGAAAGCAGACACGCAGACUUUCCCAUCUCGCACACAGCAUGGUCCCCAGGAACCCGCAGCACCGCCGCCUCACGCGCAGCAGCCUCAUCUCCAGGCCCAGCAAGCACAAACCUCCCAAAUGGCACGGGAGCUCUUCAUUCGGCAGGCCAAGCGGCAGAAACAUUAA